Molecule: messenger RNA, 798 nt
Organism: Lodderomyces orthopsilosis Co 90-125
Lineage: Eukaryota; Fungi; Ascomycota; Pichiomycetes; Serinales; Debaryomycetaceae
Exons: 1
Coding region: 1-798 (265 amino acids)
Source: RefSeq, a predicted model, not a curated record
AUGAACAGUAAGAAGCAUGCUCUUGAAUAUGAUAGUGAUAAUGAUAGCGACAUUGAAGGAAUCGCAGACAGGACCGGAAAACGUAUAAAAUUGGAUACCCUAUUUGAGGAUUUGAAAUUGGACGACGAUAAGAGGGAUAAUGGCAUUGGUAAAGAAAAGGAAUACGUUGUCCCCAAUGUUAAAAUGCCCUUUGGAGGAGGGAUAUUCAAGACAAAGCCUGCUCCUCGAAGCUAUACCUCAUCACAACUUGAUUCCUAUAUAAAUGAAAGAAUUGUCAAUCAUUUCCAAAAUAUCAUCACCUCUGGCUUGAAAAUUAUACCGUGGUAUAACUAUCAAUUCCUUGUUUUGUAUCGCUUGCAGAGGUGGUUUGUCAAGCUAUUCAAUCGAUUCAUAAAAAAAUACAAUAUGAAAAACAACUCAUCUAUUAAAGCGUUUAAAAGCCAUGAACAGAUUCUACGACUAGCUCGGGAUGGGCUCUUAUCUUGGACUGACUUAGGCAACAUAAUAAAUGAGGAGAAUAAGUUAGAGAUCAAACGACUAUUGUUGAAAAACGAAAAACGGCAGGCAAAGAGAAAUGAUAAAAAAAUUGAGGAAGAGACUGAGGCUUACAGGGAUCUAGGAUACAACUACUGGGACAAUUUAAAGUUUGAUGGAGACUUGGAUAUGCUCGACGCCGAUGAGAUGGACCAGCCUAGAUUUGAACAAGUACCCGAAGAGAGCGACGUAACCAUGUAUGAAGGCGAUGCAAACUCAAAUGGGAUAGAAGCGAACUAUGGAUCAUACUAUCAUAAGGAAUGA